This is a messenger RNA of Triticum turgidum subsp. durum (durum wheat), 975 nucleotides long. NCBI's taxonomy places the organism in Eukaryota, Viridiplantae, Streptophyta, Magnoliopsida, Poales, Poaceae. The record is from the annotation of a GenBank genome assembly.
AUGGCAGCGACGCGGCGGGUGCUGGUGCUCUGCCGCCUCUCGCCGGCCUCCCUCGCCGGUCUCGCCGCCCGCUUCAGCCUCCUCGACCGCCACGCCUCGUCGCUCUCGAUGGAAGCCUUCCUCGCCGCCGCGGCUGCCGACGACGACCCACCGCGCCUGGCCCUCGUCCCGGACGGGGGCGUCCGCGUCGACGCGGCUUUCCUGGACGCCGUCCCGUCGCUGCGCUGCGUCGUCACGGUCAGUGCAGGCCUCAACCACAUCGACCUCCCCGAGUGCGCGCGCCGCGGCGUCGCCGUGGCCAACGCGGCCGGGGUCUACUCCUCCGACGUCGCCGACCACGCCGUCGCCCUGGUCAUCGACGUCCUCCGGCGCGUAUCGGCGGCCGACAGGUACGUGCGGCGGGGGCUCUGGCCGGAGCGCGGCGACUUCCUGCCCCUCGGGUCUACGCUCCGCGGGAAGCGCGUGGGCAUCGUCGGCCUCGGCAGCAUCGGAUCGGCAGUCGCGAGGAGGCUGGAGGCGUUCGGCUGCGUCGUCUCCUACCACUCCCGCGGCCGGAAACACGACGUCUCGUACUGCUACCACCCCGCGGUGCGCGACCUUGCCGCGUGCUCCGACGUGCUCGUCGUCGCGUGCGCUCUGACCGCCGAGACCCGGCACGUCGUGGACAGGCGCGUGCUGGACGCGCUGGGGAGCGGCGGCGUGGUGGUGAACGUGGCGCGCGGCCCGAACGUGGACGAGGGGGAGCUGGUGAGGGCGCUCGCGGAGGGCAGGCUCGCCGGCGCCGGGCUGGACGUGUUCGAGGACGAGCCAGACGUGCCGGCUGAGCUGAUGGCCAUGGACAACGUCGUGCUGACGCCUCACUGGGCCGCGUUCACCCCGGAGUCCAUAGCCGACCUCGACCACCUCGUCGCCGGCAACCUGGAGGCCUUCUUCGCCGGCGCCCCGCUGCUUACGCCCGUCGUCGUCUCCGACUGA